Messenger RNA from Vidua chalybeata, 4672 nucleotides. Its product is annotated as ceramide transfer protein-like. Gene Ontology annotation, biological process: ER to Golgi ceramide transport. NCBI's taxonomy places the organism in Eukaryota, Metazoa, Chordata, Aves, Passeriformes, Viduidae. The record is from RefSeq and is a predicted model, not a curated record. Gene Ontology annotation, cellular component: Golgi apparatus. The transcript has 16 exons. Gene Ontology annotation, molecular function: phosphatidylinositol-4-phosphate binding. The coding region runs from base 99 to 1808 and encodes 569 amino acids.
UGGUACUACUUAAGAAGAGCCCGCUGCUCCCGUCCCUUCAGCAGGAGGAAGCUGAGGCUGCUGUGGGCGGGGGUCGCUCGGUUCUUUCCUGCUCGGCUAUGUCGGACAAUCAGAGUUGGAAUUCCUCUGGUUCCGAAGACGACCCCGAGACAGAGCUCGGGCUGCCUGUUGAGCUCUGUGGGGUACUCAGCAAGUGGACCAAUUACAUUCACGGGUGGCAGGAUCGAUGGGUAGUUCUGAAAAGCAACACACUCAGUUAUUACAAGUCUGAAGAUGAAACGGAGUAUGGCUGUAGAGGCUCUAUCUGUCUGACCAAGGCUGUGAUUACACCUCAUGACUUUGAUGAAUGCAGGUUCGAUAUCAGUGUAAACGACAGUGUUUGGUACCUCCGAGCUCAGGACCCAGACCACAGACAACAGUGGGUAGAUGCAAUAGAACAACACAAGACUGAAUCUGGCUAUGCAUCAGAGUCAAGUUUACGACGCCAUGGCUCCAUGGUGUCUCUUGUUUCUGGAGCAAGUGGAUACUCUGCAACAUCCACCUCUUCAUUCAAGAAGGGCCAUAGCUUACUUGAGAAGCUUGCAGAAAUGGAAACCUUUAGAGACAUCUUGUGUAGACAAGUUGAUACUUUACAGAAAUACUUUGAUGCCUGUGCAGAUGCUGUUUCCAAAGAUGAACUCCAGAGGGAUAAAGUGGUAGAAGAUGAUGAAGAUGAUUUCCCUGCGAUGCGUUCUGAUGGGGAUUUUUUACAUAACAGUAACAGCAGUAAGGAAAAAUUGUUUCCAUAUGUGACACCCAAAGGAAUUAAUGGCAUAGACUUUAAAGGUGAAGCUAUAACUUUCAAGGCAACUACUGCUGGAAUCCUUGCUACACUCUCUCAUUGUAUUGAACUCAUGGUAAAACAUGAAGAAAGCUGGCAAAAAAGACUAGAUAAGGAAAUAGAGAAAAGGAGAAGAAUUGAAGAAGCAUACAAAAAUGCCAUGACAGAACUGAAGAAAAAGUCCCACUUCGGAGGGCCAGACUAUGAGGAGGGUCCUAAUAGUCUGAUUAAUGAAGAAGAAUUCUUUGAUGCUGUUGAAGCUGCUCUUGAUAGACAGGAUAAAAUGGAAGAACAGUCCCAAAGUGAAAAGGUCAGAUUAUACUGGCCAAUAUCCUUACCUCCCGGAGAUGCAUAUUCUGCUGUGGAGACUCAUAGAUUUGUCCAAAAGGUGGAAGAGAUGGUACAAAACCAUAUGACAUAUUCCUUGCAAGAUGUAGGAGGAGAUGCCAAUUGGCAGCUAGUGGUAGAAGAAGGAGAAAUGAAGGUGUACCGAAGAGAGGUGGAAGAGAAUGGAAUAGUAUUAGAUCCUUUGAAAGCAACGCAUGCCGUUAAAGGGGUAACAGGGCAUGAAGUUUGCCACUACUUCUGGAAUGUUGAUGUUCGUUAUGACUGGGAAACAACAAUUGAAAAUUUCCAUGUUGUGGAAAAUUUAGCUGAUAAUGCCAUCAUCAUUUACCAGAUGCAUAAGAGAGUGUGGCCGGCUUCUCAAAGGGAUGUGCUGUAUUUGUCUGCCAUCAGAAAAAUACCAGCAUUCAGUGAAAAUGAUCCUGAAACAUGGAUUGUUUGCAAUUUCUCUGUGGAACAUGACAGUGCUCCUAUGAACAAUCGUUGUGUCCGUGCCAAAAUAAAUAUUGCUAUGAUUUGUCAAACUUUAGUAAGCCCGCCAGAGGGGAACAAGGAAAUAAGCAGGGACAAUAUCCUAUGCAAGAUUACAUAUGUAGCUAAUGUGAUCAGAACAAGACUGGGUGAGCAUUCCACCUUGAAGUGACCGAUAAGUGCAUAAAUCACUCAAUGUUGGAACAAAGGAUCUAUAGUCUUUUUAUGGUUUCUAGGGUUUGUAUACUGAAGAAGCACUGCAUUACCAUGAGGCUGUAUAUUUAAUACUAGCUCUCUCCUAAAUUUUUUGCCGAGUCAGUGUGUAAUUAUCAAUAGAUGUUUUGAUAACAUGCAUAUGGCUAUUUUGAUUGCUUUAGAAGAGGAAGAAUGUGUACAGCUUUGAAUCACCAACAGGGGUUACUGCUUUAAUUUUAAACAACUUGCAGAAUUUCUCUGUCAACAUUCCUAAGAUACUAGUGCAGUUUUUGUGCGUGUCUAAAAAACACAAAAGACAAAUGCACAUAUAGCAUACUCUAUGUGCUUUAUGUGCACAAAAAUUUGUAGUAUUUUGGUGGGGAGGGACGGAGUUCAGUAAAGCCUAAGUGACUUAUUAACAGGUUUUGUUUUGCUUUGUUGUAAUCAGUUCAUUGCCAUUUGUUUCUAUAAUGAAUCGUCUUGUUACAUAAAAUGUCAGGUAAUAAUUGAGGGCUUUCAAUAUCCUUAUGACUUUGCCUUUUCUAUUGUCUUACUCUUAUCAAGAUCUUUGUCUCUGAAGGAAUAAGAGUGUGAAAAGCUUUAUUUUUUUCCCAGGUAUAUUUCUAUUGGAUUUUUUAGUUAUGCAAUAUGUGCUAAAGAAAUGUUGCUAUUAAACAUGAUCCAGAAAUUUCUAGGAAGAUUCUGUAUGAGAGGGCAAGACAGUACCUGAAAGCUACAAGUCAUCUGAUCGUUAUAAAUGUGGACUGCGUUCUUGCAUAUCUGGGGCUUUCCCAAAGCUGUGAGAAGGUAGACUAUAAUAUUUACUGAAGUAAUUUAGACUACAUAGGACAACAUUCCCAGCCUAGAAUGAGGAUGAGUACAUUAUUUUCAGAUCCUGCAUGUGUUUUUCUCAUCUUGAUAAAGCCAUGCUAUGAGGUUCAUGUAGAAAAUAAGUUGCACUGAUACUUGCCUCAAUCAGUUAUAAGGAUGUAUAGUUCAUAUUGGAAAGUUCUGUCUAUUUGCUAUGAUAAUUUAAAUGUCAGAUAUUUGCCUGCCUCUGAUUCUGGAUAGGCUCAUUAAGAGAAGUGUCUGGCAGACUAGUACUGAUUUUGAGGUCUUUUAUCCAUGUCCUGUAGCUGGAAACUCUUCAGAGACUGCUGGGUGUUUCACUGUCCUGUGUAUUUCAAGAAAAAAGUUCCAGAUUUAUUUUUUUCUCUCAAAAGAAAACUGAAAGUCUUGUUUGCUAUAGUAUGGUAGGUAACUGAAAAUAAAUAAAAAAUAGCAAUUUAAUAAAGAUUUGGUGAAUGAUUAAAUGUGAUCUGCACAGUGUUGGAAAAAAUACUUUAUCUGUUCAUUUUCUUCAUAGAGAUGAAAUCAUACAUAACACACAAUUAUACAUGCAUGCAGCUUUCAUGUUCCAUAACUUUUUCCUUUUUAUUUGCCUUUUUCAAAUGAUGUACAUGGAAUAUGCCUUAUUACAGAGUUAUUUUAUUAAUUUGAAUAUCUAGAAAAGUGCCUAUAUGUUAAUGCUACUAAGGCAAAUAAGAUAAAAAGCUGUAUGCUUACUAUAUCACUAGUGAACAUUUUAUAUAGCAAUGUUAAAAAAAAUAUCUCAAAUAUACUUCUUCAUUUUAAAAUCAACCAAACAGUGGUUAAUUCCACCAUAGCUACUGAUGGGAAUGUAAAGGGAAAAAAAGUCCAAAAUAUAAAGAGCUUAAUUCCAUUUUUGCCUUUUCUUGUAGUUGUUGAACACAGGCAACUAACUGCUCAUUAAUUUAAUUGGAUAACUUUAUUUUGCAAAGGUAUGGGAAGUUUACAAAGCAGUAUAUAAUUCUUAUAUCAUUAGUUGCAUUUGCACUAAAUAUGAUGUAUUUUUGCAAUUCUGUAAAUAAAAUUAAACUACAGAUACUAAUUGUAAAUAAUAUUUUGCUUUUAGAUAAAGGCACUGGUACUUCACUACAACUGGCCCUGCCCAAUCAGAGUUGUAAGUCUUCUUAAAGAAUACGGAAGGAGUUGCAAAAUUGAAAAAUAGGUAUUAAUUGACUGCUUUAAAAACAAAUUUUAAAAGGCAGCUAUCGGACUGUCAGAUUGUCCAUGUGCAAGUAGCCAUUACGUCUUUUCUUCUAGAAGGGAUCUUUCAUGUUUUUUUAAAGUUCCCCCUGUCUUUUGAGCCCAACCCUCUUUCCAGUCACUGCCACAUAUCUGUGCAUUCUGAGUUCUCUUCUUCCUGUUAAAGGAUCUGUAGUAUUUAUACAGCUGUGGUCUUUGCAGAAGCAGCCCAUGAUUCUAGAAUGGCUGUUUUCAUAAGCUGAACCAAUUUGAAGGGCUGAGAAGACAGUUUUCUGAUCCAUCACAUAUUGUUCUCUAAAUAUCUGUGUCUGUUUGGUGAAUUUGAAUGUUUCUGAACUAGAUGUGAAGGAAAUUACUUUGUAGAACUUGUAUUGGGAAUGAGGAUGAGAGAUGGUCAUUGUUAUCCUGUCUGAAAACCUGAACAUCUUAUUUUGACAAAUUUAUCUGUGAAAAAUUUGACACAUUUUGGAAAAAAAAUUACCUUUUACUUAAUUGGGCUGAGCUGGCUUAUGUGAAGUUGUGCAGAUUCUCUUUUAACUAAUCAGAUUGUCCAUCUGUAUUUUUUGUCAAGUUGUACAGAUUACGCUGUGUUUGAAUUGCCACCAUUCAUCUACAGAUUGAAAACAUGAAUCAUAUUUUUGAAUACCUUGAGUGUAUAGAGCAUAACUGUUUUGUUCUAUAAUACCUUUAUGUUCCUAAUGAUAAAUUUUUAAAACUUAAAAAGAAGUUGGUCCUACCAUGGUACAAUCACAAAUUUUGAACCAGUAUUUA